Molecule: messenger RNA, 3313 nt
Organism: Neurospora crassa OR74A
Lineage: Eukaryota; Fungi; Ascomycota; Sordariomycetes; Sordariales; Sordariaceae
Exons: 7
Coding region: 212-3118 (968 amino acids)
Source: RefSeq, a predicted model, not a curated record
GUUGCGCGCCGCGAUAUACGAUUCGUUCUUGGUUUGUCCUCGCUGAGCAGCCUUGCUCACUUGCCUCUACUCCCCCCCUCACAUGCACCGUGCCACUAUCGCACGGCAUUCCGGCUUCUCUUGAGUGCUGACAUUCCCAGAAAAUAACUAGGCCAGGGUGACAUUUUUGGUCCCGUCAGCCUGGAUCAAGGUAGAUUAGCCUGGGCCAACAAUGGUUUAUACGGCCCCCCAUCCUCUUGCUGUCGAACCCAUGAGCAACAAAGUCGAUACAACGAUCCCAGACUCACCCUCAAGUCUUCCUCAGACACCCCGCAACACCAAAUUUUCGUGGGUUUCUGGCAAAAGAAACAAAGUUCUCAGGCGUAUUGCUCUGUUCAAGCCGCCCAAGAUGGCGCCACCCAUGAUCGCCUCGAUUUCAUCUACGCCUACAGACAAUCAACACAUCGGAACGGAGUGUGUCUCCACCCAGCAUGAGGAAGCUGCUCGCUCUGUUUCCCCCGAUUCAGCGUUAAUCGGCAUGGGCCACGAUGGAACACACGGAGAGGGAUUGCAGUCGCCGCCGCCGGCGUCCAACCCACAAUAUCAGUACCAGAGCGCUCCCUCGCCGGCAUCGUACCCGCAGUUUCCAAAGGAGGCGGACAUGGGCCUCUAUGCUACUUACCCUGCACCUUUCUCCGGAGGAUUCGAUUCAUACUCGCCGCCACCCAUGGGAAUGUACGGAGUAUCGCCCACAACACCUCAAGUGAUUAACUUCCAGAAUUGGGGACAGGCAGAUGAUGUCCAGUGCUUGAUGAGUUCCCCUCAAACCCCCUUCACCCCAUUCGGACAGCCACCUUUUGCACAGCCAGUCUAUGGACAAGCAGGACAGGGACAGCCGCCCUAUGCACAGCCGCCCUUCGAAUGCUCUUCCCAGCGCGGCCCGUAUCGCGACAAGGUCAGCUGGCUUGGGAUAACGUUGUGGUCCCUGUCCAUUUUUUCAACCAUCGGGAGCGGGAUCUGGUUGGGUGUCGCCUUGAUUCAGCCGAAAUGGGGAAAGACAGUUUCCUCCGCUCAUGGAGCCCUUCCACCGUCGACAGCUUCUUUACUCACUGCCCUGAUUGCCAAGUUGAUCGAAACCUCCUUCGUUGCCGUGUUUGUUGCCUCUGUUGGCCAGAUCCUUACGAAAAAGGCCUUUGAUGUUGGCAACAGAGGUGUUACGUUGGGCGAGUUCGGCAUGAAAAACUGGGUUGUUUCGCCAGGCUUGAUGUUUACGAAUAUUAGAUCCUGGAAGAAAGUGGGAUUUACCCCUUUGGGUGUUCUAUGUAUGCUCGCCACCCUCGUUGCCGUGUUAUACACCACAGCCUCGGACGCUCUCGUUGCUCCCAAAUUGAAAUGGGGCAAACCCGAAAUGAUCGUCAUGAAGAAUUACGCCAUGGCUAGCUAUGGGAACGUACAGUUCGUCAAGCAAAGUUGUCAUCUGCCGGAUGGGCUGCUGGCCGAUGACCAGAGCCAAGAUAGUUGUCUUGCUGCGUCUCUCUCAGGUUUCUCAUAUAAUAACUUCCAAGCCUUCCUGUCCACAUGGUCAGACUUUGGCCGGAACAACACAAAGCCAGAGGGACGUUACAUGUACAACAGGCCCCCAGUAACAGCAACGCUCUAUGACAAUGUCACUGUCACAGGGACGUGGAUUAAUACCGAACAUAGUGACCCCAUGGCAAGCUACGAGAAGUACAAAAGAACUAUUAACAAUGUGACUCUAGCAGUUCCUCAUCCUGGGGUGUACGACGCAGCAACAGAUCCUGUUAAUGAAAUACUUCAGCCCAGCGAUCUUUCCGGAGUCGGAGAAUACAGGUUAGCGGCAAGCGCGGUCAGCCCGGCGCUGAAUGUCCUUUGCGUGGGGAUGACCGAAGAGGAGCUUGCGCCUCUUGUAUACACAACAUGGCCUCAUGCCAACUUAACGGACGCGGAGCUCCCAGGCGAAAAGACAGGUGGGUUGAAUUGGUUAGACGAUGUCCCUCCAUCCAGCGAAAGUGAAUGGGUCAAUGGAACUCUUCUCAAUGCCACCGUUGUGGAUGACAUAUUUAGAUGGGGCAAAGGCUACCAACGACGACCACCGGUCUUUCAGAGGUUUCCGUCAGAAUACAACGUGAUUAUCAAUGCGACAGUCGCAGGUUCAAAUGACUGGACCCACAAGUCAGGCUCUGUCUAUACACUCGUCAACAACAAUGCCACGGACGACUACACGUUGUGUGAGAUCCGAUCGUGGCUCUCCAUCAACUGUUCAACGCAUCUCAACAUCUCAGGGACGACCGGCGCUCAUAUGUCGGCAAACUGUGAAGAUGAACACGAUCCAGUCAGCUACCGCAAGUCAGUCCCGGGCGCUGUGGAACUGGAUGAGUCUGACUGGAAGUGGUUAGCGCAAUCAUGGCAGCUAGCCAUUUAUAUGAACUCCGGGUUGACGACCCUAAACUCUUCACGAGAUCGCAUACUGACUGCACUACCUUUGGAGGAUCAUCAUCUCCCCAACAGAGUGCCAUCCCUCGCUGAAGUCCUGGCGGCACUUGUCAGCCCGACAUUGAUCUCUGGCUCUAUAAAGACGCCUGUUGUUCACUAUUGGCACCCAGAGACAACACCAGUUGUUUUGCCGGGAUGGGAGAACAACUUUAACGCUUCAAUCACGAAACAAGAGUACACAUCGGGCUCUGCUAUGGAUUGGCAACGCGCAUUUCUAACAAUCCUGAUUAUGGGGUUUUUACUAAACUUGUUUUGCUUGGUUCAUUUGUUCAUUCAGCUCAGGGGUCGGCCACUUACCGACUUCACAGAUCCCGCAAACUUGUUUGCCCUGGCCAUCAAUUCUCCUCCCAGUCAGGCACUCAGCGGAACAUGUGGAGGAGGACCCACGGGUUAUCAGUUGGAUGUGCCAUGGCGUAUCGGCUACUCAGAACAAUCAAACCACUACUUCUUUGAAGAAGCAACUGAAAAGAGGCAGAGGCUCAAGAGGAAGAAGGCAAUUGGCCGUCGGCAUAUGGUCACUUCGGAUAUGGAGCUGGUAGACUUCAAAGAUGGCGAUACCAAGGCAAAGAUGGAUGACCCGAGGCAGAGCUAUGUCAAGUUGAGUAACCAUAAGAGCUGGUUGUAAGGGUAUUUAGCCGGAAAUAAUGAUGCUGAUUCGGGACGGGACAUGUCGCAGCAUGGAUAUCUGCUGUCGGUAACACAAGGUGAGGUAAUGAAUCAUAACACAUGAUUUUGCACCUCUAUCCUCCAUUCCCCCCUUUGUUUCUGAUGCUUCGUCGUCAAUUGAUGUCACCGAUACUCGAAAGCGAGUAUCGUCUGC